This is a messenger RNA of Linum tenue, 1962 nucleotides long. The record is from the annotation of a GenBank genome assembly. NCBI's taxonomy places the organism in Eukaryota, Viridiplantae, Streptophyta, Magnoliopsida, Malpighiales, Linaceae.
AUGUGGGCUCUUAGUUCUCCUCAACCCAAUGCUCAGCCGUCUCCUUCAUCAGCCUUCAUCCCACGUUCCUCCCGGAAGCCGCCCGUUUGUUUCGUAUCCUUGAAUCCUUCGACCUCGACCACAGCUGACAAUAACCAGCUUAUACAGUCUCUAUGCAAACAAGGCAACCUGAAGCGGGCCGUGAAGCUGAUGAGCGAAGAGUCCAACCCGACUCAACGGACCUACGAGCACCUAAUUCUCUCUUGCAUCCACCAAAGUUCGCUCGUCGAUGCACAGUGGGUUCACCGCCACCUCCAUGAGAAUGGGUUUGAUCAAGAUCCCUUCUUGGCAACGAAACUUAUCAAUAUGUAUUCGUCUCUGGACCUGAUUGAUGAUGCACGCAAGGUGUUUGACAAAACUCGGAAGCGAACUAUUUAUGUUUACAACGCGUUGUUUCGAGCGCUUUCGUUGGCGGGCCAUGGGGAAGAGGUCUUGAACUUGUACCGCACGAUGAGUUCUCUUGGGAUGCCUUCUGAUAGGUUCACGUAUACAUACGCCCUCAAGGCUUGUGUUGCUUCCGAGUGUUUAGUAUCGUUGCUGUGGAAGGGAAAGGAGAUUCAUGCUCAUAUUCUGCGACAUGGGUAUGGGGGAUUUGUACAUAUUAUGACUACAUUGGUUGAUAUGUAUGCCAAGUUUGGAUGCGUGGCUUAUGCUAGUGCUGUUUUCAACCAGAUGGCGGUCAAAAAUGUGGUUUCUUGGAGUGCCAUGAUUGCUUGUUAUGCGAAGAAUGGGAAGGCUUUCGAGGCAUUGAAGCUCUUCAGGGAAAUGAUGCUCAAAACAGAAGAGGAUGUAGGUCCCAAUUCUGUGACAAUGGUCAGCGUCCUUCAAGCUUGUGCUGCUCUUGCAGCCCUGGAGCAAGGAAAGUUAAUACAUGGAUACAUUCUGAGGAAUGGUCUUGAUACCAUCUUGCCAGUAAUCAGCGCACUGGUCACAAUGUACGCAAGGUGCGGCAAACUCGAAGUGGCACAACAAGUUUUUGACGGCAUGGAUAAACGAGAUGUCGUCUCUUGGAAUUCUCUGAUUUCAGGGUUUGGAGCUCAUGGGCAUGGGAAGAAAGCAAUAGAUAUUUUCAAAGACAUGAUCAGUUGCGGUAUAUCACCAAGUCCUGUGUCGUUUGUCAGUCUUCUGGGAGCUUGUAGCCAUGCAGGUCUUGUGGAUGAAGGAAGAGCAUUGUUUCAGGCGAUGAGAAAAGAGUAUGGGAUAAUUCCUAGUGUGGAACAUUAUGCUUCCAUGGUGGAUCUUCUAGGGCGGGCCAAUAAGUUAGAGGAAGCAGCUAAAUUCAUCGAUGAUAUGCGGAUAGAACCAGGGCCUAAGGUCUGGGGAUCUCUCCUUGGAUCGUCUAGGAUUCAUUGUAACGUUGAGUUUGCAGAGAGGGCGAGCACAAAGCUUUUUCAACUCGAGCCUGCAAAUGCUGGGAACUACGUGCUGCUGGCUGACACUUAUGCAGAAGCUGGUAAGUGGGACGAAGUAAAAAGAGUUAAAAAGCUCCUUGAAUCCAGAGGACUACAGAAAGUCCCCGGUCGCAGCUGGAUAGAAGUAAAGAGGCAAAUACAUUCCUUUGUCUCGACUGAUGAGUUUAAUCCUCAAAUCGAGCAGCUACAUGCUCUGCUGUGUGAAUUAUCGUCGGAGAUGAAGGAGAAAGGAUAUGUGCCGCAGAUCAAAGUGGUGCUAUAUGACCUUGGGGAAGAGGAGAAAGAGAGGAUCGUGCUUGGCCACAGCGAAAAAUUAGCGCUAGCAUUUGGACUCAUCAACACCAGCAACGCAGAGCCAAUUCGGAUCACCAAGAACCUGCGGCUGUGUGAAGAUUGUCACUCCUUUACCAAGUUCAUAUCGAAGUUUGCACGUAAAGAGAUUCUGGUGAGAGACGUGAAUCGCUUUCACCAUUUCCGUGAUGGGGUGUGUUCUUGUGGGGAUUAUUGGUGA